AUGUUCAUUAAUACUUAUCUAUCUAUCUAUCUAUCUAUCUAUCUAUCUAUCUAUCUAUCUAACAAUGUUCAUUCAUAUCUAUUUUCAUAUCUAUAUCUAUCUAUGUCUGUCUUUUCAUCUCAAUCCAUUGUGUGUAAUGUUCUGAGUCUAUAUCUAUCUAUCUAUCUAUCUAUCUAUCUAUCUAUCUAUCUAUCUAUCUAUCUAUAUUUGCUCAUAAUUAUUUAUGUAUCUGUUUAUAAUUAUAUACAAUAUUCAUAUCUAUCUAUCUAUCUAUCUAUCUAUCUAUCUAUCUAUCUAUCUAUCUAUGUCUGUUUUUCAUGUCUAUCUAUUGCUGUUUGUAAUGUCCUGAGUCUCUAUCUAUCCAUUGAUCUAUAUAUCUAUGCAAUUUCCUUUAUAUCUUUGAAUACAGCCCCAGCAUCUAUCUAUCUAUCUAUCUAUCUAUCUAUCUAUCUAUCUAUCUAUCUAUCUAUUCGUCUAUCUGUCUGUCUGUCUAGUGGUGAAGGAGAUAUUAUCUAUCUAUCUAUCUAUCUAUCUAUCUAUCUAUCUAUCUAUCUAUCUAUCUAUCUAUCUAUCUAUCUAUGCCAUUCAGUUUCUAUCUAUCUAUCUAUCUAUGGGAUUUACUAA
Messenger RNA from Acanthosepion pharaonis, 624 nucleotides. The record is from the annotation of a GenBank genome assembly. NCBI's taxonomy places the organism in Eukaryota, Metazoa, Mollusca, Cephalopoda, Sepiida, Sepiidae.